This is a messenger RNA of Jatropha curcas, 743 nucleotides long. Its product is annotated as histone H3.3. Gene Ontology annotation, cellular component: nucleosome. The record is from RefSeq and is a predicted model, not a curated record. NCBI's taxonomy places the organism in Eukaryota, Viridiplantae, Streptophyta, Magnoliopsida, Malpighiales, Euphorbiaceae. Gene Ontology annotation, molecular function: protein heterodimerization activity; structural constituent of chromatin; DNA binding.
UCAUACACUUAUUUUCCACGGCGUCGUUACGUAUAAACCAAUCCUGCUAUAAAUCCUAACCUACCGUCGUAAUGUUACGUUUUGUCGCCACAUUUGAAAUUCGAAUUAGAAGGCUUCUUUGUUCUCUAGGUGAAUAAUGGCCCGUACCAAACAAACCGCUCGCAAAUCCACUGGCGGGAAGGCUCCCCGGAAGCAACUAGCCACUAAGGCUGCAAGAAAGUCUGCACCCACCACUGGUGGAGUCAAGAAGCCCCACCGUUACCGUCCUGGUACUGUGGCACUCCGUGAGAUUCGUAAGUAUCAAAAAAGCACUGAACUCUUGAUCCGCAAGCUACCUUUCCAACGUCUUGUUCGUGAAAUUGCUCAAGACUUCAAGACGGAUUUGAGGUUUCAGAGCCAUGCAGUUCUUGCCCUUCAGGAGGCUGCAGAGGCCUAUCUUGUUGGUUUGUUCGAAGACACUAAUCUCUGUGCAAUCCAUGCUAAGAGGGUUACUAUCAUGCCUAAGGACAUUCAACUUGCUAGGCGAAUUCGUGGUGAAAGGGCCUAAAUAUCAAUUGCUGUUUGGUCAUUUAGCUCGCUGUUCUUGUGCUUCUACUUUUGUCUCUAUUUUGCUAUGCUAAUAUCAAUUACUGAAUGCUUGUAGUUGACUUUCUAAAUGUUGGUAGUUUGUAUAAUUCACUGCUUGUUAAGAUGACAACUAAUAGUAUUAUGCCCUUCUAUAUCAUUUUUCUUGCUUAGUCAUA